Molecule: messenger RNA, 582 nt
Organism: Vicia faba (fava bean)
Lineage: Eukaryota; Viridiplantae; Streptophyta; Magnoliopsida; Fabales; Fabaceae
Source: the annotation of a GenBank genome assembly
AUGAACAAGAUUGAUAAAUCUCAACUUAUAGUUCUCUCUUUCCUAGCUUUUCUACUUGUGAUCACACCCUUUCUACCUUCCUCUCUAAGGCCUAGUUAUCUUUACUUAAUCUUCAACAUCCUUAUCAUUGCACUUGCUGCUCAAGCCGGAUUCCUCUCAGCGUUCUCCGACCAUUCAGAAGACAAAAAACAUCAUGUUUCCGUGUCUUCUAAGCAGAAACAUACAAUGCAAGAACCAAAAGAGAAGGAAGCUACAACUACAAACAUAAACAGUGCAAACUCUAUCUCAGAAGAACAAAAAGUUAAGAAGCCUAAGGUUGUUCAAAAAUCUUCGUCUAAGAAGAAGGUUGUUUGUGUUGGUGAAAGUAAAGUUGAUAAGGUGAAAAAAUGUCCAUCUAAGCCAAGUCUUUUUUAUAUAGAAGAUGGAGAAGAGGAUUCAGAAGUGAAAAAUAAUGAAGAGGUUGAAGUAGAAGAUGAGAUUUGUGGUGUUAAUGGACAAGAACUUUUUGCAAAAGCUGAGGCUUUUAUUGGAAAUUUCUAUAAGCAAUUGAAGAUGCAGAGAGAAGAGUCUUGUGUUUCUUAG